This is a messenger RNA of Histoplasma capsulatum G186AR, 990 nucleotides long. RefSeq lists its product as uncharacterized. The transcript has a single exon. The record is from RefSeq and is a predicted model, not a curated record. The coding region runs from base 1 to 990 and encodes 329 amino acids. Lineage: Eukaryota; Fungi; Ascomycota; Eurotiomycetes; Onygenales; Ajellomycetaceae.
AUGCCAACUUCAAUCCUAAUAACAGGGGCCGGGGGCUUCAUCGGCCAAGAACUCACCACCGCUCUACUCAACGCCACACCAGCCGACACAACCUUAACCAUAACCGACAUCACAUCGCCUCCCAUCCCCACCCGCGCUAGCAAACACGCAUCCCGCGUAGCCUCCAUACAAACAGACCUAACCUCACGCACCGCCGUGGAUUCCCUCAUAGACUCCGGCGCUUCACCCCCGCGGCGUUACGAUGUCGUCUACAUCCUCCACGGGAUCAUGUCCAGCGGCUCCGAAUCCAACUUCGAUCUAGGAAUGAAUGUAAACCUGUUCGCAACACAGUAUAUACUUGAUAGGCUGCGCCGGACCAUGCCCGGCGUCAAAGUCGUGUAUACCUCUUCCCUCGCGGUGUAUGGCCCCACAGCGCCUGGGUUUGUCAUUACGGAGCGGAAUAUGCCCCAGAUGCCCACGUCAUCGUACGGGAUGGAGAAGAUGGUCAUUGAGCUGUUGCUGAACGAUUACUCGCGGCGCGGGUUCUUGGAUGGGCGGGUGAUGAGGUUGCCGACUGUGACGGUGCGCGCGGGGGCGCCCACGCAGGCGGCUAGUAGCUUCGCCAGCGGCAUAUUGCGGGAGCCGCUGAAUGGGGUUAAAAGCGUGCUACCUGUGAAGAAGGAGACGGAGUUGUGGAUUUGCUCGCCGUAUACGAUUGUGAAAAACCUGAUACAUGCAAAAGAUGUGCCGAGCGAGGCGUUCGGGGACUCGAGGUCGGUGAAUUUGCCGGGGAUUAAGGUGUCAGUUCAGAAGAUGUUGGAUGUUUUGGAGGUGGUUGGUGGAACGGAGAAGAGGGCUCUUGUUGAAGAGAAGCCCGAUGAAGACGUCAACCGGAUUGUGCAGGGGUGGUCGCCGAAUUUUGAUACGGCGUGGGCGAAGUCUUUAGGUUUUUAUGAGGAUAUGUCGUUGCUGGACAGUGUGCAAAGGUUUGUGAGUGAGUAUCUUAAAUAG